GCAUGGCGCGCCAUCAUGAGGGUGAUGCCGAAAGAGGCCAUUAUGUCGUCGGACAUCGGCAACAACUGCGCGAUCGGCAACGCCUAUCCGUCUUUCCCAUCGCCGCGAAAGUACUUGGCGCCGGGCCUCUUCGGUCCUUGCGGAUAUGGCUUUCCAUCCAUCCUUGGAGCUAAGGUCGGAAACCCCACUGUGCCGGUGGUUGGCUUUGCGGGCGAUGGUGCUUUCGGCAUCUCUAUCAACGAGUUGACUUCUUGCGGACGAGGUGAUUGGCCAGGUGUGACCAUGGUGGUCUUCCGGAAUUACCAGUGGGGCGCCGAGAAGCGAAACACGACAUUGUGGUAUGAAGACAACUUCGUCGGAACCGAACUCAACGUAGGUGUAGAGUAUGCCCAGAUGGCGACUGCCUGCGGCUUGAAGGGCAUCAAAGCCGAGAGCGUGGAGGAGCUUGAGAAGGCCUUGACCUCUGCCAUCGAGGGUCAGAUGAAGCGCAACGAGACGACCUUGAUUGAGGUGGUUCUGAACCAGGAGCUCGGGGAGCCGUUCCGCCGGGACGCAAUGAAGGCGCCCGUGGAGAUUGCCAAGAUCCACGCCAGCGACAUGGUCGAUUGA
Molecule: messenger RNA, 609 nt
Organism: Symbiodinium sp. CCMP2456
Lineage: Eukaryota; Dinophyceae; Suessiales; Symbiodiniaceae
Source: the annotation of a GenBank genome assembly